CGUGCAGAGUGGAUUUAAGUUGAGUGACAAAAAUCGGAAUUCCCUAUGACGCGAGAUCAAGGCGAAUCCCACGAUUAAAGGAACACCUUAGAAAAGUUAACACGUCGUUAAUGCAAACGUUUGACUUUAGUGAAGUUUGACAACGGAACUACCUUUUAAAAGCACCUCCACAACAAAGACGCAAACAGUUCAGAUAACAGUUUCUGCUCUGUGACUUGUGGGUGAAAAAAGGACUCUACGCUCAAAUGGAUCCGUUGUUGGGUCUCUGCGCCUUAGCUGUUUUGUUCGUUUUAUGGAUCAAAGUAAAGGGUCUAGAUUAUGUUCUAGUUCACCAGCGAUGGAUAUUCGUUUGCCUUUUUCUCCUGCCGCUAUCCGUCGUUUUUGAUGUUUAUUAUUACGUGCGAGCAUGGGUCAUUUUCAAGAUGUGUUCUGCCCCGAAACUGCAUGCCGAGCGCGUCAGGGCUGUUCAGAGGCAGGUUCGCGAUUGGAAAAAAGAGAACAGGAAAGUCCACAUGUGCACAGGCCGUCCUGGUUGGCUCACCGUGUCUCUGAGGGUGGGCAAAUAUAAGAAGACCCACAAGAACAUCACAAUCAAUAUGAUGGAUAUCCUGCAGGUGGACACAGAAAGACAGGUGGUCCGUGUGGAGCCUUUGGCAAACAUGGGUCAGGUGACCCACUUACUGAACUCCAUUGGCUGGACACUGCCGGUCGUGCCUGAGCUUGAUGACCUCACAGUAGGGGGACUGAUAAUGGGCACAGGUAUAGAGUCCUCUUCUCAUAUCUAUGGUCUGUUCCAACACAUCUGCGUAGCAUAUGAGUUAGUGCUUGCAGAUGGCAGUCUGGUCCGUUGUACUGAGAAAGAGAACUCCGACCUGUUCUACUCAGUUCCGUGGUCCUGUGGAACGCUGGGCUUCCUGGUAGCAGCCGAGAUCCGGAUCAUUCCGGCACGUAAGUGGGUGAAGCUGCGCUAUGAGCCCGUGCGGGGUCUGGACGCUGUCUGCAGGAGGUUUGCAGAGGAGUCAGACAACAAGGAGAACCAGUUUGUGGAGGGUCUGCAGUUUUCACUGGAUGAGGCUGUGAUUAUGACUGGCACCAUGACCGACCAUGCAGAGCCGGAAAAGAUCAACCGUAUUGGCUUCUACUAUAAGCCCUGGUUCUUCAAGCACGUGGAGAGCCACCUGAAGGAGGGCCGUGUAGCUGUGGAGUACAUCCCCCUCAGACACUACUACCACAGACAUACACGCAGCAUCUUCUGGGAGCUGCAGGACAUCAUUCCAUUUGGGAAUAACCCGUUGUUCCGAUAUGCGUUUGGCUGGAUGGUUCCUCCUAAGAUCUCUCUGCUGAAGCUGACCCAGGGAGAGACCAUCCGCCGUCUGUACGAGCAGCACCAUGUCGUGCAGGACAUGCUGGUCCCCAGCAAGCACAUGCACACGGCCAUCUCACGCUUCCACCAGGACGUCCACGUGUACCCGCUGUGGCUUUGCCCGUUCAGUUUGCCCCAUCAGCCAGGCAUGGUGCACCCCAAGGGAGAUGAGGAAGAGCUGUAUGUGGACAUAGGUGCCUAUGGUGAGCCCAGAGUGAAGCAUUUCCAGGCUCAAACCUCCAUGCGGCAGCUCGAGAAGUUUGUCAGGGAUGUCCACGGUUUCCAGAUGCUUUAUGCAGAUGUGUACAUGGAGCGGCAGGAAUUCUGGGAAAUGUUUGAUGGAACACUGUAUCAAAAGCUCAGGAAGGAGUUGGACUGUGAAGGAGCUUUUCCUGAAGUCUAUGACAAAAUCUGCAAAGCUGCGCGCCACUGACUUUAGUGUCGACUCAAAUCAGGGAAGAAUAAGAUGUUUCAAACACAUUUUUUAAAACAAACUAAUCAUAUCUGAGCCAUUUUGCAAAUAACAUUUCCAUUUCUGGGGAGCCAGAAAACACAACUGAGUUACAUGACUCUCAAAAUAUGUCUUCCACAUUUGUGCAGAAGUCUGGACAUGCACAGCCUAUUCGCAGAAAGGGAAAAUGUUAAAGUAUUUUCCUACUCAAUUUUUCUGAUGUUUUCUCAUUUUUAUUUGUGACUCGUGUCUAAUGAAAAUAGUUUAAUGAAUAUACUGUAUUUUAAUUGCACUUAUAUUUCAUGCCAAUUUCUCAGUGUGCUUCUAAUAUGAUUUUGAGAUCUGGACUUAGUCAGUGUGUUUUCAUAGAGAUCUUUUUGUUUUCAUAGUUGUUCCUGUGAAACAGAACUGUAUUGCAGCACACUUUGAGUUAUGCUGAUGGAGAAAAUGUUUUCCUGUAGCUGGUAUCCAUCAUAGUGGCUA
This is a messenger RNA of Electrophorus electricus (electric eel), 2297 nucleotides long. RefSeq names its product 24-dehydrocholesterol reductase (gene dhcr24). NCBI's taxonomy places the organism in Eukaryota, Metazoa, Chordata, Actinopteri, Gymnotiformes, Gymnotidae. Gene Ontology annotation, molecular function: FAD binding; Delta24(24-1) sterol reductase activity. Gene Ontology annotation, biological process: steroid metabolic process. The record is from RefSeq and is a predicted model, not a curated record. Gene Ontology annotation, cellular component: membrane; cytoplasm.